Molecule: messenger RNA, 1432 nt
Organism: Mobula hypostoma (lesser devil ray)
Lineage: Eukaryota; Metazoa; Chordata; Chondrichthyes; Myliobatiformes; Myliobatidae
Gene: fbxo16
Product: F-box protein 16
Exons: 9
Coding region: 177-1295 (372 amino acids)
Molecular function (GO): protein binding
Source: RefSeq, a predicted model, not a curated record
GUGCCGGAGACCCUAUUGGUCCGCUGCGGAGGGGCGCUGGCGGAGGCUGUUACCGUGGAAACCGAGCGAGGCUGACUCGGGAGACGGCGAUGGUAUCGAUUGUUGUUAGACAGAGAGUUCCAAUUUGAAUGGAAUGAUUUAAUACAGGAAGGAAAACACAAUUUAAACAUUUCAAAAUGACAUUUGCGCCACUCAGGAUUAUGAAUGGGCCUAAAAUGCAGACUAAGAUGAGCACAUGGACACCCCUGAAUCAUCAGCCUACCAAUGACAAGGUCUUUGGAGAAAGAGGAGAAUUACUUGGGAAAUGGUUUGAUAAGUGGACCAACACACAGCGUCGCAAGGUUCUUCUUGACCUGUUUGAAAGAUGCUCUGUCUCUCAGUUGAAGUUUUGUGAACAAUAUUUGCGCAGUAGAGUUCCAAUGGAAGCAUUGGACUUCACCUGUUUCCUUCCCAGAGUGCUGUCUUUGUACAUCUUCUCCUUCUUGGAUCCAAGGAGCCUUUGCCGGUGUGCACAGGUGAACUGGCAUUGGAAAAAUCUUGCUGAGUUGGAUCAACUCUGGAUGCCCAAAUGCCUGAGACUAGGUUGGUACAUCAGCUUCUCACCUACUCCCUAUGAACAAAGAAUCUGGAAAAGACAUUACAUUGAGAUGGUGAAGGAGCUGAAUGUUACCAAGCCAAAGGGUUCUUCUUGUUCCCAGACACCACCUAAAGAAGAAUUUAUUGUGGCGGAUGUUCACUCAUUAUCAAAGGAUAUGGCAGAGCAGAAGCAGCUCACAGUUCUUUCCCCACCCGGGAAAGCUCGGCUUGAACUCCCACCCUGGCGUGGUUCAGACCGACACCCAACAGAUACCAUACGUUUCAACUACCUGGACAACAGUGAUCCUAUUGAGCUAACUGGGAAGAAGAAGGGAAGCCGCGCCUCUCCUGAUCUUAUUCGCCAAAGUCAUGACAGAAAGAAACAUCCGUCAGCAAACUAUAAGAUGCGGAAAGUAAAAUCACUGAUGUGCCGGUCUCUUGACCUUAACUUAAGUCAAAAGUGCCAACUUCGUCCAGUCUGGGCAAGUCGUGAUGCCAUGGGAAGUUUUGUUUCCAAAGAAGAAGUCCGAUCAUUAACCCAAAGAUCUGAGUGGAAUGCUGGUAUUCGACCAGCACCAGUUCGACCUGCAAUCCCAGUAAUGACUGAAAGGGGGCAGAAAGCUUCCUUGCGGACCCAGAAGAGCUCCCCCUCCUGCCCGCUCUUUGAGAGCCAACCAUGGCAAGUCCCUGAAACGGAGAGAAGCUGUGAUGAACAAUGAAAGGAUGAAACCACCUGGAACACCCAUUAAACUGGCCGAGCUGGCUAGCAAAGAGUAGCAACGAGUUGGUGAACUGGAUUUGGACUGUAGUGAAAGAAUCAUUGGAUUGCUAUGUAUAUUAUAUCUAAUAAACUGCA